Molecule: messenger RNA, 903 nt
Organism: Fonsecaea erecta
Lineage: Eukaryota; Fungi; Ascomycota; Eurotiomycetes; Chaetothyriales; Herpotrichiellaceae
Product: 60S ribosomal protein L5
Exons: 3
Coding region: 1-903 (300 amino acids)
Biological process (GO): translation; ribosomal large subunit assembly
Cellular component (GO): cytosolic large ribosomal subunit; ribosome
Molecular function (GO): 5S rRNA binding; structural constituent of ribosome
Source: RefSeq, a predicted model, not a curated record
AUGCCUUUCACCAAGCUCGUGAAGAAUUCCCCCUACUACUCUCGCUUCCAGACCAAGUACAAGCGCAGACGGGCUGGAAAGACCGACUACUAUGCCCGUAAGCGAUUGAUCAGCCAGGCCAAGAACAAGUACAACGCUCCCAAGUACCGCCUCGUCGUUCGCUUCACCAACCGAGACAUCAUCUGCCAGUUGGUGACUGCGGAAAUCACUGGCGACAAGGUUUUUGUUGCCGCGUACUCGCACGAGCUCAAGAGAUAUGGCAUCAACAACGGCUUGACCAACUGGUCUGCCGCCUAUGCAACUGGCUUGCUGUUGGCUCGCCGUGCUCUCAAGAAAUUGGACUUGGACGAGAAGUUCACUGGCGUGGAAGAGCCGGACGGAGAAUACAAGCUGACCGAGGCUGCUGAUGAGGAUGGAGAGGAACGUCGUCCUUUCAAGUGCUUCCUUGACGUGGGUCUGCAUCGUACUUCUACGGGUGCCCGUAUUUUUGGUGCGAUGAAGGGCGCUUCCGACGGCGGGCUGUACAUUCCCCACAACGAGAAGCGAUUCCCGGGUUACGACCAAGAAAGUAAGGAACUGGACGCCGACGUCCUGCGCAAGUACAUCUUCGGCGGCCACGUUGCGGAGUACAUGGAAACCCUCGCAGAUGACGACGAAGAGCGCUACAAGUCUCAAUUCGUCAAGUACAUCGACGCCGAGGUCGAGGCGGAUGGACUCGAGGAACUGUACUCCGAGGCCCACGCUGCGAUCCGUGAGGAUCCUUUCAAGAAGGACGAAGACGAAGGCGACAAGAAGUCUAAGGAGGAGUGGAAGGCCGAGGGCAAGAAAUACAAGGUGUCGAAGAUGUCCAAGGAGGAGAAAGAUCAACGCGUCAAAGAGAAAAUUGCAGCUCUUGCUUCCUGA